Molecule: messenger RNA, 2177 nt
Organism: Microtus ochrogaster (prairie vole)
Lineage: Eukaryota; Metazoa; Chordata; Mammalia; Rodentia; Cricetidae
Gene: Nap1l4
Product: nucleosome assembly protein 1 like 4
Exons: 14
Coding region: 105-1157 (350 amino acids)
Biological process (GO): nucleosome assembly
Cellular component (GO): nucleus
Source: RefSeq, a predicted model, not a curated record
CCAGUGGCAGGUGGUCUUGUUGGCGGCCACGGCGGCGUAGCCCCGGAGCGAGCUUUACACGGGCACCAGUGCCGCAGGAGGCGCGAGGGGACAAAGACAUUCAGAUGGCAGAAAACAGUCUUUCAGAUGGAAGCCCUGCAGAUUCUGUGGAAGCUGCUAAAAAUGCCAGUAGUACAGAAAAGCUCACAGACCAGGUGAUGCAGAACCCACAAGUGCUGGCAGCUUUGCAGGAACGUCUUGACAACGUCUCUCACACUCCUUCUAGCUACAUAGAAACUUUACCCAAAGCUGUCAAAAGGAGAAUUAAUGCUCUGAAGCAGCUCCAGGUGAGGUGUGCGCACAUAGAAGCCAAGUUCUACGAGGAAGUUCAUGACCUGGAGAGGAAGUAUGCAGCCUUGUACCAACCUCUCUUUGACAAGAGAAGAGAAUUCAUCACUGGUGAUGUGGAGCCCACGGAUGCAGAGUCAGCAUGGCACAGUGAGAAUGAGGAAGAAGACAAGUUGGCUGGAGAUAUGAAGAAUAAAGUAGUUAUAGCUGAGAAAGAAGCAGCAACAGCAGAAGAGCUGACCCCCAAAGGCAUCCCUGAGUUCUGGUUCACCAUCUUCAGAAACGUAGAUAUGCUUAGUGAGCUGGUGCAGGAAUAUGAUGAACCAAUCUUGAAACACCUGCAAGAUAUUAAAGUCAAGUUUUCAGACCCUGGACAGCCUAUGGUGAGUACUGAUCAAAUGCCUUGUCCCUGCAGGUGUACAAUUGACUGGAAGAAGGGAAAAAAUGUCACAGUCAAAACCAUCAAGAAAAAGCAGAAGCACAAGGGCCGGGGCACCGUGCGAACCAUCACCAAGCAAGUGCCCAAUGAGUCCUUCUUCAACUUCUUCAGCCCCCUAAAAGCGUCUGGAGAUGGAGAAUCUCUGGAUGAAGAUUCCGAGUUCACCUUAGCCUCUGACUUUGAAAUUGGUCACUUUUUCCGUGAGCGAAUCGUGCCACGGGCUGUCCUCUACUUCACUGGGGAAGCCAUAGAGGACGAUGACAAUUUUGAAGAAGGCGAGGAGGGAGAAGAGGAGGAAUUGGAAGGAGAUGAGGAGGGAGAAGAGGAGGAUGAUGCUGAGGUUAACCCCAAGAAAGAACCCAGCCAACCGGCAGAGUGCAAGCAGCAGUAAGAAGCAGCGACCCUGAGGGGCCAUCUUGUGGACGGAUGUCAGGACCCCAGGCCGCAGGCAGGGUCCUCAGUCCCUGCCAAAGCAGAAUUUUGUUGACAGUGCUGUGACAUCUAACCAUUUCCAAGUGCAUGAUUCCUCUCCCCCUUCCCUUCUUACUUUGCUUAACUUGUACAAUGGAGACUGGGCUGCAGUUCAGAAUAGGAGAUUUAGUUGUAGCACCUGCAGUCUUGGUGCCUGAAGACCAUGUAGGGUGGGCUGGGGUUGUGCCUGGGAUUGGCAGAGCCUGGUGAUUCUGUGUACGCUACUGAAGAGGCUCGUGGUUUCCAGCCACUGAACUUCGUGGGAAGCUGCUCCAGCUGCUGUACCUAGUCAUCUCCCAAGCACUAUAGAAGAGGCUGUGCUCGCCUUAGAGCGUGUGGGUUUUUUGUUUUGUUUUGUUUUCUUUUUUUUUUAUCCUCACCCCCCUCCCUUGAGUUUUGGUUUCAGGGCUGGGUGGGCUGUGCACAUGCCUCUGAGACCAGAACUGUCUGGUUCAUCCUGUACUUAUUUAUUCACUUGUGCUUGGGGGGCUUUGAACUUCACUGUCCUCCUCCUCCCACUUAUGAGACCAUGUUGCUGACUUGACCAGAAGGAUGUGGCAUCAAAUGGAGUGAGGCCCAUGGAGGAAGCCCUGCUGCCUCCUGCCACUAGCUGUUCUGUGCCAUGCAGACCACGUGUUGUUGUUGCCUCCGGAGUGUGCUAGGCUGUAGCCAGGGGGCAAAAGUCCUCCCUCACUAGGGAUGGCUGGCCUGUAGAGCACAGCUUCAGCUCGCACACCAGGGCCACACCUGGGUUUGGUGACCAGUUGGUGGUUGGUGUGUGUGUCGUUGUGGUCUUUGGUAGCCAGGACAGCCAUGUCCACAGUGACCAGCCAUGUAGAGCGUGCUCAGCCUUACCUGAUAACACAUUUGUAACUGAAUACGGUGUUUUCAAUUUGUACAGAAUAGUUAGAAUAUUCUAUUAAAGUUGUGAAACAUGAAA